Messenger RNA from Papilio polytes (common Mormon), 1080 nucleotides. RefSeq names its product kappa-type opioid receptor-like (gene Mtnr). Gene Ontology annotation, biological process: G protein-coupled receptor signaling pathway. Gene Ontology annotation, cellular component: membrane. The record is from RefSeq and is a predicted model, not a curated record. The coding region runs from base 1 to 1080 and encodes 359 amino acids. Gene Ontology annotation, molecular function: G protein-coupled receptor activity. Lineage: Eukaryota; Metazoa; Arthropoda; Insecta; Lepidoptera; Papilionidae. The transcript is spliced from 4 exons.
AUGCCAGGGAAAGGUUCAGCUGCCAUGGGCAUAGCAAUGCUCAACGCCACUGUAGGUGCUUAUAACCGCACUUAUUCUCCGAUCGCGCUGAGCAAUGAGUGGUCAAAAGUUAGUCGGCUGCUGUUCGUGGCGAUCUUUUGCGUCUUCGGGACGAUUAUGAAUGGAUUUUACUUCGUUUCUUUUCUGGUGGAGAAGAAGCUAAGUAAGAAAGGUAAUGUGUUUUUGGCUUUGGUCGGACUCGCCGACUUAAUGAUCACUGGAGGUGUCAUGUCAGUGUCGACGGUUGUCCUGCUUUCGGGCCAAUGGGACAACCCAGAAGUAUGUCACGUUUUACAAUUUAUAACUGAAGUGUCAACGUACACUUACACAAUAUUUUUCAUGCUGGCAGUAGUGGAGAAUUUUCUUCAGGUCUCCUGUCAGCCAUGUCACACUCGAAAGUUCGUGAACAUUGGGGUGAAUAACGUAGUACCUCUGGUGUAUAUCGCGAGUGUUACUGCUGCAAUUUACGGAGUAUACAGUGGCUAUGACUACGACUAUUGCCAGCGACUACAUUAUGGACAUUAUAAUUAUAGGGCUUACACCUCUAUAUUUUUCUAUUUUGUUCCAUGCAUUAUAACAAUUACAUUACUUUUAGCAACAACAUUUCAUGUAAAAAAACGCGGCGUGAAUGAAAUUUACUAUAAACGUUCUCAACGCUACGACGACGAAUAUUCUCGCGCUGCCUUAAAUGUUUUGGCAUAUUUUCUGUACGUUAUAGCCUGGACACCCUACCUGAUUAUUAUUUAUCAGUAUCCUCAAACAUCGGAUUCAAAAUAUUACAAAUGUGCUUGGCUAGGGAUUUCCCGAUCGGUAGUGACUAGCAUCUUUUACUGCACUUUGGAUAACGAUUUCCGACGAGCGUAUGGUUACCUCUUUAACUACUGCUUCUGCAAAACGACUGUGUCAUCGUCAUACUAUUCGCGUAACAGAAGGGCUAAACACAGGCCAACUAAUGAGGUAGGCCUUAAUGUCUUGACUCAAGCCCUUAACCCCCAGAGAUCUGCGUCUGCGUCGCGGUCGAUGGAGACGAUAGAAUUAUGA